AAGCUCAAGUUCCUCAACGGCCUGCGGGGCAUCGCCAGCCUCAUGGUCGUCCACAUCCACGCUGGGUACCUGCAAGAGUCAACGAUUGCGCCGAGCGGAGUCGACACGUUCUUCGUGCUCUCGGCGUUCCUGCUCACGAUGCUCAACGAGUCCAAGAUCAACCGGUUGAUCAGUCGUCGAGACGGCCCCCGCCAGUGGAUGAUCACGCUGCUGGUCUACUUCGUCAAGCGCGUGCUGCGCGUGUACCCGCUGUUCGCGUUCGUGGCGUUCGUGCUGACGUGUAUGCCCGAAGCAACCCGCACGCACUACUACAACCUCGCGCACUACCACAUCGAGCACUGGAGCAUCUGGGAGAUCCUCACGUUUGAGCACCGGUAUUACCUCUUCUGGACGAUGCCGAUCGAGAUCACGUACUACUUCAUCAUCCCGGUCUUCCUGGCCGCGGUUUGCCUCCUGGGUAAAUUCAAGUGGUUCGCCAUAGUACCGAUGUACGUUUGGGUGUACCAUGAGGGAGGUCACACGAGCCGAAGAGGCCACGGAGAGUUUCGACCGCACUUGUCGACGUUCCUGGCGGGGUCUUUGGCUGCCGUGGUGCACUCCGAACUGAGCAAGUGGAUGAAGGAACGCCGCUUUGAGCCGCGCGUAUGGCAGCUCGCUGUUAUCCGCGCGUUUGAGCUGAUCAUGAUCUGCUGCGUGUUGAGCAACGUGUCCCGCGGAGACUUCAAGCCGUGGUUCAAGUUAUUUCCUUGCGAAGACGCAGAGGUGCCGUCGGUCAGCCUACCGGUGUCAGCAAUGAUUGUGAUCGAGACGUUGUUCCCGUCGGCAAUCUCUCGGGGGCUGGAGUGGAACUUCCUCUGCUACACGGGGAAGAUCAGCUUCUCCAUGUACCUGCUCCAUCCGUUCGUGAAUUUUCAGCCGUUCCUAAGGGAACUCCCGCGUAUUGAUCAGUUCAUCGUGCGCCUGGUCUUGGUGUACGCCCUGGCGACGGUCUCCUAUCUCAUCAUCGAGCGCAACUGCCAGCGGCUUGCGGUUGCAAUCGGCAAGAAGUUGACCAGAUUCUCAGGAUCUGCGCCAGCUCGAGUCGAAACUGCGUCGAAGACUCCGCAGUCG
Phytophthora sojae is the source of this 1110-nucleotide messenger RNA. RefSeq lists its product as hypothetical. The record is from RefSeq and is a predicted model, not a curated record. Gene Ontology annotation, biological process: polysaccharide biosynthetic process. Lineage: Eukaryota; Oomycota; Peronosporomycetes; Peronosporales; Peronosporaceae. Gene Ontology annotation, molecular function: acyltransferase activity, transferring groups other than amino-acyl groups. The annotation marks the transcript as partial. The transcript has a single exon. Gene Ontology annotation, cellular component: membrane.